This is a messenger RNA of Ostrinia nubilalis (European corn borer), 2162 nucleotides long. RefSeq names its product myogenesis-regulating glycosidase-like. Gene Ontology annotation, biological process: carbohydrate metabolic process. Bases 74 to 2098 code for a protein of 674 amino acids. Lineage: Eukaryota; Metazoa; Arthropoda; Insecta; Lepidoptera; Crambidae. Gene Ontology annotation, molecular function: hydrolase activity, hydrolyzing O-glycosyl compounds. The record is from RefSeq and is a predicted model, not a curated record. The transcript has 9 exons.
GACAGCGUUAUCGGAGUUGGAGUAGAUCGAUACCGGCACAUAGCUCGACGGUGCGGCGGCGCAGUGCACGAAAAUGGCUGUGUGGAGGUCUUUUUUAACGCUAAUGACGCUGGCUGCGCGUGCGCACCCGGCUCUGAUCCUGCCGGAGCACACGCGCGCCAAUGAUCUCACGCUGUCGCUGGAGCCCAUGAUCACCGGCGGGUUCGAAGUCAUCUUGAUCAAUGAAGAUGACGAACGCAAAGUCCUCUCUCACAUUGGUCGCACCCUCUUCGGGCCCUACACCAUCGAGGACAUCGAGGGCGGCGUGGAGGUCCACUUGGGCACCGCCAACCUGACCAUCCACACGGUCUACGACCAGGCCACCAACGCGAGGGGCAUCAAGUUCAACUGGGACGCGCCGGCGAAUACCAGACUGGAAGACUGCAUUGACUUUGGCAAUAAGCAGUGGUAUGGUGGCCCCAUGCAGAUCGACCAGCUGUACCCGAUACAGAAUGCUCCCCGCACCUACUCCGCUUACGUUUCCUCCGAGAACAACAACGGAGCUAUCGUAGAGAGAUACUGGCUCAACUCAGCUGGGGAAUACGUCUACGUCCACCCAGAAGUCCCUCUAUUUGUCGACUACAACAAUUUACUAGCUAACCAUCUCUGCUUCGGUGCCCAAAUCAUAGAACCCUACUCUACAAAGAGAGAACACACUCCUCUCUCGUAUGACAUUUGGCUACUGCCAGACGUGAAAUCAGCACACAAGCACGCUGUCGCCAACUACUUGGGUCAACCUUCAGAUGUCCCGGACUUCAGGAUGGUCCAACACCCGAUCUGGUCCACUUGGGCUCAAUACUCGAGGGACAUCAACGGGAGCAAUCUCAUUGAAUUCGCUAACGAAAUAAGGGAGCAUGGAUUCAACAACUCACAAUUUGAAGUGGAUGACCUAUGGGAAGUGUGCUAUGGAUCUUUGACAGUAGAUACCAACAAGUUCCCGAACUUCACUCAUUUUGUGGAGGAGAUUAAGGCUCUGGAUUACCGAGUCACGCUUUGGGUGCAUCCGUUUAUCAAUAAGGGCUGCGAUCCUUGGUAUACUGAAGCUUUAAGUAAUGGAUACUUAGUUUUAGAUGAGGCUGGAAGCCCUGAGACCACCUGGUGGAAUAACAACGGCACAGAAGCAGCUUACAUAGACUUUACCAAUCCUGCAGCAGCUGAGUGGUGGUAUUUGAGGGUCAAGAGUCUCGCGGACACUUAUGGCAUUGACAGUUUCAAAUUCGACGCUGGAGAGAGCAGUUUUGCACCUCAGGUUUCACAACAGACUGGAGACAUAGACUUACAGCCCCAUCACAUAGUAGAAACGUAUGUGAGAACGUGCGCAAGAUUCGGCGGUAUGGUCGAAGUUCGAGCUGGCUUCAGAACUCAAGAUCUGCCAAUCUACGUGCGAAUGGUAGACCGCGACUCUAUCUGGGGCACCAACAACGGUCUGCCCACCAUCGUCACUACCACCAUCCAGAUGAACCUGAACGGGUACACCCUGGUCCUACCAGACAUGAUUGGGGGCAACGGGUACAACCUAGACCACGAGCAAGCGGAUUUACCCACCAAAGAACUGUUCAUCCGAUGGGUCCAAGCCAAUACGUUUUUGCCGGUGAUGCAGUUCUCCUUUGCACCAUGGAACUUUGAUAAUGAGACGGUGGAGAUCAGCAAAAAGUACACGGACCUACACGCGGCGUAUGCGGAGAAUAUCUACGCAGCCAUGGAGGCGUCGGUAAACCAUGGUACACCGGUCAACGGACCGCUGUGGUGGAUCGCCCCGGAUGAUGAAAAGACCUUGGUCAUUUGGGAUGAAUACCUCCUCGGCGAGGACAUCAUAGUGGCCCCUGUUUUCCAAGAAGGCGUCAGAUCUCGCGACAUCUACCUGCCCUCUGGCGUGUGGUUGGAAGAAGGAGACCCGACUAAGCUCCACGUGGGCCCCACCUGGUUGCACAGCCACCCCGCACCCUUGGACACCCUGCCAUUCUUCGUGAGAGAGUCUCCAAGUCAAACAGGCGCUGCUGCAGCCCCUGCUAUGUCUGUUCUGAUGAUUGUAUUGUGUAUUAUUGUUGCUAUGUUUUAAGUAAAACUUGAUCAAGAUUAGAUUUAAGUAAUUUAUUGACGAAUAAAGGUGUAAUAUUUGGAAA